AGGCUCGGGAAAGUAAAACCCAAGGUCGGUUGUUAAGCCCCAAAACGUCAUCGUACAGUCCCUUUGAACACAACCUUUUAUGUAGCCCUUUUACAUCUUCUCUUCAAAAAAAGAUUCAUAAAGGUUGGAUUUUUAUAGAUAUUUUUAGUGAAUAGACUAAAACCAAGAACAUACACAAUCUUUAUCCAACCAGAGAAUCUAAAAGGAAUCCAUGGCUACUGAACACUCUGAUGAUUUAGACCAACUCCUUGACAGUGCUUUGGAUGAUUUUCAGAGUCUCAAUCUCACUUCUGGUGCUCAAAGAAGUGAAGAUGGAGAAGAGAAGAAAGAUAGUUCUUCUAUGCCUGGUGGGGUUCAAGGUCUAGGGAUGACGUUGCCCGAUAGGAAUGCUAAGAAAAAGGGGAAGCAAAAGGCUUCUGGUGAGUCGAAAGACUCGCACGUAGCUGAAGCUCUUGAUAAGCUUAGAGAGCAGACAAGGGAGGCUGUUAAAGGAUUGGAAUCAGUGGCUGGGCCGAGACCUGGUGUAGAGACCAUGGGGAAUGAUGCAAUGAUGGAGGAGUGGGUGAAGCAAUUUGAAGAGCUUUCUGGGUCUCAGGACAUGGAGUCUAUAGUAGAGACCAUGAUGCAGCAGCUUUUGUCAAAGGAAAUUCUUCACGAACCCAUGAAAGAAAUUGAAGAAAGAUAUCCUAAAUGGCUGGAGGACAACAAAGUCAAGUUGAGCACUGAAGAGUAUGAACGUUACAAGAACCAGUAUGAACUUAUAAGAGAUCUGAACAAAGUUUAUGAGAGUGAACCUAGCAACUUCAACAAAAUUGUAGAGCUUAUGCAGAAAAUGCAAGAAUGUGGCCAACCGCCAAAUGAUAUUGUUCAUGAGCUUGCUCCAGACUUUGAUAUAUCAUCUCUUGGACAGCUAUCCCCAGAGAUGUUGGAGGGCCAACAGAACUGCUGUAUCAUGUAAAAGAUACCAUCUCUCAAUACCCUGCUGGCUCCUUAAUUUUCUUUUAUCACAAUUUGCAUAGAACCACAUUUGAUUUUGCCUGGAUUUUACUUGUAAUGUUAUUACUCAUCUCAUCUUUUAAUAUCUCUUUGCCAUAUUCCUUUUAUUUGGCUGUUCAUAUGCCCUGUUAGACCACAAAAUUGUUGUAUUUCUUAAAAUGGUGGAAUAAGAACCACACAUAUACUGC
Messenger RNA from Lycium ferocissimum, 1184 nucleotides. RefSeq names its product peroxisome biogenesis protein 19-2-like. The coding region runs from base 212 to 958 and encodes 248 amino acids. The record is from RefSeq and is a predicted model, not a curated record. Gene Ontology annotation, cellular component: peroxisome; peroxisomal membrane. The transcript is spliced from 5 exons. Gene Ontology annotation, biological process: protein import into peroxisome membrane. Lineage: Eukaryota; Viridiplantae; Streptophyta; Magnoliopsida; Solanales; Solanaceae.